AUGGCUGCAUUUGGAAUUAGAGAAGGCAGCAGGGGCCAGAUCACAAGGGUCUUGGAUGUGCGGAUGGGCAAUCUGAAACUGUACUUUGAGAGCGUGGGGAACCAUGGAAGGUCCUCGACACCAGGGGCGGGGCGUAGCCGACUGUGUGCGAGGAAAGGGGUGCUGAGGGAAGGGAGCGCUACCCCGCUAGCGGAAGGCGCAGGCCCAGCGUUUGCCGGCUGCGGAUCAUGCUGCAGGCUCGCCUCCAGGCUGUGGAGGAAACGCGCGCCGCCGUCAGCGAUCGUUUGUAGGUGCCUCUGCACGACGGGGUCGCUGUCCUUGGCAGAUCAGAGCGAGAGGGCGGAAAAGCCCCGCACUUUCGACCAGGCGCUGCUGGAGUUCCUAGUGUGUCCGCUCUCCAAGAAGCCGCUCAGAUAUGAAGCCUCAACAAACGAAUUGAUUAAUGAAGAGUUGGGAAUAGCCUAUCCAAUCAUUGAUGGAAUUCCUAAUAUGAUACCACAAGCAGCUAGGACAACACAUCAAAAUAAGAAACAAGAAGAAACGGAGCAGCACUAG
Messenger RNA from Sciurus carolinensis (gray squirrel), 555 nucleotides. Its product is annotated as protein preY, mitochondrial-like. NCBI's taxonomy places the organism in Eukaryota, Metazoa, Chordata, Mammalia, Rodentia, Sciuridae. The record is from RefSeq and is a predicted model, not a curated record.